AUGGGUUAUUAUCAUGCCCUCUUCUUUUUCCUUUCUUUACUUUCGGGCGGUCUUGCCAUUGGUCCAGGCAGCGUUACAAACCUCAAGAUCGUCAAUCAGAAUGUCUCUCUGGAUGGCUUUUCGAGAUCCGCCGUACUUGCUGGUGGAACAUUCCCUGGAACGCCUAUUCUUGCAAACAAGGGCGACCGUUUUUUGAUCAACGUUGUCGACCAACUCACGGACCCAAGCAUGCUUCGCAGCACCUCGGUGCAUUGGCAUGGUAUUUUUAUGAAGGACUCAGCUUGGGCUGACGGCACCUCUUUUGUUACCCAAUGCCCGAUUGCGGCCAAUAACUCUUUUUUGUAUGACUUUACGCCCAGCGGGCAGGUGAGCCCGAAUAACUCAUGCGUUCACGCCAAUGAUGUGAUUUCGUCAGGCCGGCACUUUCUGGUAUCACUCCCAUUUGUGUUUGUCCUCUUUGAUUCUGUUUAUAUCACUGUUGAAGUUGACCCAGCGAUGCAAUACUGCGAUGGUUUGCGUGGGCCACUCAUCAUCUAUGACCCAAACGAUCCGCACAAGCAUCUUUAUGACGUCGACGAUGCAACUACAAUCAUUUCUCUGGCCGACUGGUUUCACGAGUCCAGUCGCACGGCUCCUUUCCCACUCUUCUACACUACAAAUACAAUCAACGGCAAAGGUCGUUUCACUGGCGGACCGGCCGCUGACCUCGCCGUAAUCUCCGUUAAGCGUGGAUCACGAUACCGUUUUCGCUUAAUCUCCAUGUCAUGCGAGCCAAACUUCAUUUUCAGCAUCGACAAACAUUCUAUGACUGUCAUCGAAGCUGAUGGUGUUUCCACCCAGCCACUUGUUGUCGACUCAAUUCAAAUUUUUACUGGCCAGCGCUAUUCGUUCGUUCUAAAUGCCAACCAAAGAGUCAGUAACUACUGGGUCCGCUCGCUUCCCAACCUGGGCGACACAACCUUUGCCAAUGGUGUCAACUCGGCAAUUCUGCGCUAUGCUGGUGCAGAGAAAUGCGAUCCAAAGACAAAUCAGACGGCAAGCACUCGGCCGCUGGUUGAGUCGAAUCUCCACCCGCUUGUACCGACGGUGGUCCCCGGACUGCCUUUUGUUGGCGGCGCAGAUGUCAACAUUAAUCUCAACAUCGGACUGGACUUCACAACCUUCCGCUUCAACCUGAAUGGCGUCUCGUUCUCUCCACCAACUGCGCCUGCUCUCCUGCAAAUUCUCAGCGGAGCGCAGCUUGCGUCUGAUCUCUUGCCAUCCGGAAGUUAUUUCGCUCUCCCGCCCAACAAGGUCAUCGAAGUUACUAUCCCUGGUGGUGCCGAUCCCGCUGGACCCCAUCCGUUCCAUCUUCACGGCCACAAUUUCUUUGUCCUGCGCAGCACCAACACCAGCGAGUAUAACUUUGUCGACCCUGUCAUUCGGGAUGUCGUCAACACUGGCUUCCCUGGAGACAACGUUACCUUCCGAUUUGUAACGGACAACGCUGGUCCAUGGUUUUUGCACUGCCACAUCGACCUUCAUCUGGACAUUGGUUUGGCAGUCGUGUUUGCAGAAGACACGGGCUCUGUUUCGAAGGAAGUUAUUCCAUCUGCGUGGAACAACCUCUGUCCUAUAUACGAUGCGUUGGAUCCUAGUCAGCUUUAA
Messenger RNA from Mycena indigotica, 1647 nucleotides. Its product is annotated as Multicopper oxidase/laccase. The transcript is spliced from 24 exons. Gene Ontology annotation, molecular function: oxidoreductase activity; copper ion binding. The record is from RefSeq and is a predicted model, not a curated record. The coding region runs from base 1 to 1647 and encodes 548 amino acids. NCBI's taxonomy places the organism in Eukaryota, Fungi, Basidiomycota, Agaricomycetes, Agaricales, Mycenaceae.